CCCAAGGGCCAGCUCUAAUAGGACACUUUGAAUGGCAAUGGACAGCUUCGGAUCAACUGCAAACUAUGCCUCAAAUUUGUCAUCCCCUGGAGAAGAAGAUUUCCUCACCAGGCCGAUCCUUCUCAGCCACGAUCCUGAUGGCCGGCGCCUCGAUACCGAGUUAUUGCUUCAAGCAGUGGAGAACAUUCUUUAUAAUGCUGCUCCAUCUCAGGUUUCUAAUGAACAUGACGAAGCAAUUGCAAAGAGUGAAAUAGGAAACAAUAUUGACGUGGUUGCAUCAGAAGAGCCACUGGGACAGACCAUCUAUAAGCUCUCAAGAGUGAUACUUUACAAUUGCUCAGUGGUUGGGGAUACACAUUCGAAGACAAUGAUGUUAUUUGAGAUGCUUGGGAGUCACAGAUGGGAUGCAAAAGCAGUGCUGGUUCUUGCAGCCUUUGUCUCAAUCUAUGGUGAAUUUUGGCUUGUAAUGCAGCUUUGUACCAGCAAUCCCUUGGCAGCAUCUGUGGCACUGCUGAAGCAGUUGCCAGCCUGUGAUUUAAGCUUUUUGAAGCCUCGAUUUAAGGCAUUGAGCACACUGUUAAAGGCGAUCAUUGAUGUGAUUAGGUGCAUUAUCAACUUUGAAGGCUUGCCAGUCGAUGAAGUAAUCGUGGAAGUGGAAGAUGAGGCAAUUGGCAUUGCAAAAUCUCAAAUCCGUGUAGCCAUUUAUUGGGUCAUUAGAAGUGUCCUGAGAUGCUCUUUCUGUGUUAAAGAGUUGACAGCCAUGGAAAAUGUGCAAGGAUUUGAAUUCAACAGCCAUUGCAACAUGGGAGCUCUCAAGCUUGGCUUGCAGGUUGGCCGCCAUAACCAAUCGCCUGGUCAAGCAGAUGGAUGUUUGCUAUCCGCUGACAGUUUCUUGUUUCACCCUAAAAAAACCACAGAGACAAAGAUGCAUGACAAGCUUUUCUAUCUCUUUAAUGAGCCCAAUAUUGACAACCAAGAAGUGCUUGGCCUGCUAUUUUCCUUCAAGGAUAACUUGCCAUUGAAACAUUGUGCCUCCCAAUCAAAGCUUGGAUUGUCUGAUCUGAGAAACAAGAUAGUGAUACUCUUGAUCUCAAAACCAGAACUUUUCCCCUUAGAAAUGUUGCUCUUGCUGGUGCAAAACAUGUUUGAUCAUCCGGAACGGACUAGGCUAGAAGGAGGCUAUGAAAUUUUAUGGGUCCCCAUUUCGUCAUCGGAUUCGUGGACCUAUGCAGAGAAGGAGAGUUUUGAAUUUCUGUCAAACUCCUUGUCAUGGCUUUCAAUUAGGAGACCUUGGUUGCUUAGCUCAAUGGAGGUGAAAUUCAUCAAAUUUGCAUUUGGCUUUGAAGACGAACCCUUAAUGGUAGUAUUGGACACUCAAGGUAUGAUCACAAACCUAAAUGCAAUUGACAUGGCAUUGAUCUGGGGUGCUGAGGGCUACCCCUUUUCGGUUUCCCGAGAAAAUGAGCUGUGGGAAAGUGAAGCUUGGAAUCUGCAACUAUUGCUUGAUAGGAUUGAUCCAUUGGUUGCCAAGUGGGUAGAAGAAAAUCGAGAAAUCUGUAUUUAUGGAGGUGGCAAUCUAGAUUGGAUUAGAGAAUUCACUGCCAAGAUGAAGGGCAUCAUAAGUGCAGGAUUGAAGCUUGACAGGGUCUAUGUUGGCAACAAAAAUUCAAGUGAUGAGCGCAUCAAGGAUGUUUUAGCCACCAUGCGCGAGGAGAAGCAGGCUGGAUCCUUAACUUUCACGAAGAUUAAAUUCUUCUGGCUUCGGUUGGAGAGCAUGAGAAGAUCAAAACUCCGGUUAGGGUACACCGAUGAUGGUAAGGACAGGGUCCUAGAACAGUUAAGCAGGUUGCUGGAAGCUGAUGAUGGGAAUGAGAAAGGUUGGGUACUAAUGGGGAGAGGGGCUUCCAAAGAGAUUCUUAUGCUUCAAGGAAGAGAGGCCAUAGAAUGCUUAGAGCUCUUUAAAGUGUGGGGAAAAAAUGUGGCCAUGCUGGGGUUGGUUGGUGCAAUUAAAGCUGCAAUGGUUGAGCCACCUCUUAAUACUACUGAGCCUUGCCAUCACUCUUAUACUAUGCCUUAUGUCGAAGGUCUGGAAGAGGUGGUAGUCUGUGAAAAAUGUCACCGCCCUAUGGAGAAAUUUGUCUUCUAUGAAUGUGAAAAAACCGAGUAGGAAACCCUUGUCAUGUUAGUCUUCAUCAAAGAAAGACAUUGGAACAUCUACAAGAUACAGGUUACCAAGGUUCAUAGGAAUGGCUUGGAAUUUCUUACACACAUAUGCAUAAAUUACAUGGUUUUGUUUUCUCUUCUCCUUUCAUCAAACACUUCAUGUUAUUUGUAUAUUUUAAA
This is a messenger RNA of Diospyros lotus (date-plum), 2343 nucleotides long. RefSeq names its product protein SIEVE ELEMENT OCCLUSION C. The transcript is spliced from 7 exons. Gene Ontology annotation, biological process: phloem development. The coding region runs from base 32 to 2167 and encodes 711 amino acids. The record is from RefSeq and is a predicted model, not a curated record. Lineage: Eukaryota; Viridiplantae; Streptophyta; Magnoliopsida; Ericales; Ebenaceae.